This is a messenger RNA of Melanaphis sacchari, 1266 nucleotides long. RefSeq names its product coiled-coil domain-containing protein 51-like. NCBI's taxonomy places the organism in Eukaryota, Metazoa, Arthropoda, Insecta, Hemiptera, Aphididae. The transcript is spliced from 2 exons. Bases 393 to 1226 code for a protein of 277 amino acids. The record is from RefSeq and is a predicted model, not a curated record.
CACAAUACCGAUAAUGUCUUAACUGUCCGUAACCCUAUCAGAAUUUAGAAUCACUCGACACUCAAUCAGUCAUCAGAUGUCUUGAUUGUUUUUGGAAUGAGGAUAAAAAAUAAUUUUAAAUUCAUAUUUUAAUUAAUUUCUGUAAUUCAGUGCUUCAGUAUGCAAUAGUAACACAUUCUUAAUUAGUAUUUACUUGUAAUACUGAUGUCUAAACAGUUUAAAAGUAGAAAAUUUGAAUUUGUAAAUUGCUGUUCCUUUUAAUUAAUAUUAAAUUUAAUUAGAUAACAAAACUUUUAUUUCAAACAAAUAGAAGUAUGCUUAUCCAGCAAAAUCUAUUUGUGAGUGUCAAAUAAACUGUAACUUAUUAAAUUAUUGAAAUAUUGCUAUAAAUCAUGAAGUUUAAUAAGCAAUUAGAAACGGUUUUACAAAUUUUAAAAGAAAAAGCACAAAACAAGAUUUCCGAAUCUAAUAGUUCACGGGCUGAAUUAUUUAACCGACUUGCAGUUUAUCGUCCUGAAUAUGAUAAAGUUGUUUCAUGGUAUGAACGAGUGACUGGUUUAAGUGAAGUUCGAGUAGCCCAAGAUAGAGUGUUAGAUUCUCAAAAGCAAUUUAUGAAAGCUCAAGAUAGAAGAAGAGAUGUAUCUGUAGAACUAAGAACAAUUCAAAACAAACUAAAAGACAUACGAAAUGAACUUCUAAAUACCUCUAGAGCAGAAGAUAGAUACAUUGAAUUAGUAACACAAGAACAUGCAUUAUUAAAACAAGAAAAUUCAAUCAUUGAUCGGGUUAAUUAUUGUGAAAAAGAUGAAAGAGAUAGUUUUAUAUUGCUAUCUACCACCUUGAAAGACAGUCAUGACCGAGAAAGAAUACAAGCGGAAAGAACUAAAUAUGUAUCUAUUGUUGGCUCAAUUCUUGGUACUAUUAUUGGUAUAAUUGGAAGUACUGUAAUAAAUGCAUGGAAAAUGAAUGAAUUCAAAAGAAUGGUGUUAGAUGCCAAAUUGGAUUCAUCAAAUUUAAAUAAAAAUGAUCAAAUAAAACAUUUAUUGUUACAAGUUCAAAAACAAAAUAAAAUGUUAAAAAAUGUAGAGUUGAAGUUAAACUCAAAUAAUGUGACAAGUAUCUUAGAGCCAGACUGGAAAUAUACUGGCCGAGAUGUUAUUAUUCUAACAACUAUUAAUUGUACUAUAGUUGCUUUAUCAGCAUAUUUAGUAUCAAAAUUGUUUUAAUCCAUGAUGUUUAAAAUUUGGUUUUCAUUAUUGUUAUUAG